This is a messenger RNA of Tachysurus vachellii, 1757 nucleotides long. RefSeq names its product phosducin-like (gene pdcl). The transcript has 5 exons. NCBI's taxonomy places the organism in Eukaryota, Metazoa, Chordata, Actinopteri, Siluriformes, Bagridae. The record is from RefSeq and is a predicted model, not a curated record. Gene Ontology annotation, biological process: regulation of G protein-coupled receptor signaling pathway. The coding region runs from base 117 to 1016 and encodes 299 amino acids.
GUCGGUUUAAUGCUGACGCAAGAAGGUGACAUUAUAGUAGCGUCAAAGAAGGUCGCGGAAAUUUCAACGCUUGUUAAUAUUCUUUUCCAGAAAGAUAUCGUUUGGAGCCACUGGUCAUGACGACUCUGGACGACAAGCUCCUGGGGGAGAAGCUGCAGUAUUACUACAGCAGCAGUGAGGAUGAGGAGAGUGAUCAUGAGGAAGACGAAGGCCAGUCCAAAACCAUCAGGAACCAGGAAGUGCUUCAGACUGAAAUCGACUACAGUCCUGAUGGCACUGCUGUUAACACCGGUCCAAAAGGAGUGCUCAACGACUGGAGGAAGUACAAGCAGCUUGAGACGGAACAGCGAGCCGAGCAACAGAAGGAGAUGGAGCGUCUGAUAAAGAAGCUAAGCAUGACCUGUAGAUCACAUCUGGAUGAAGAACUGGACAAGCAGAAGCAGAAUGAUCUGCAGGAUAAGCUUAACGGCAAGGUAACGCUGCGAGUCGAUAAGGAGGAGGACAACGACGAUGAAGCCUUUCUCCAGCAGUACCGGCUGCAGCGUAUGGAGGAAAUGAGGCGGCAGCUGAGUGGCGGGCGACGUUUUGAGCGCGUCAUCUCCAUUUCCUCAGGCGAGGAGUUCCUGCGCGCCAUUGACGAGGAGGGCAGAAGCACUCUAGUGCUGGUGCACAUUUUCGAGCCUGAUGUGCCCGCCUGCCAGGCCAUGAGGGGAAGCCUGAUUUGUCUCGCUCUGCAAUACCCGGAGGUGAAGUUCUGUGCGGCGCAGGGCACAGUGCUGGGCACCAGUGCUCUGUUUCGCAGCUCAGCGCUGCCCGCACUCCUACUGUACCGCGGUGGCGAUCUGGUGGGCAACCUGGUCCGUGUCUCUGACCAGCUGGGUGACGACUUCUACGCCACUGAUGUGGAGGCACUGCUACAGGAGUACGGCCUGCUCCCUGAGAAACACCCAAACACACAUUCAUCCAUCCAUACUGGCAACACCAACGACUCUGACAGUGACCUGGAGAUAGACUAAAGGAAAUUAAAUACACAAUAUGUACACACUUCCACACAAUAUCUCCUUGCUGACUGAAAUGACCAAAAUCAGUUACUGCGUGUACACACACAAACACACAACUCUCCAGCAAUUUAUACAGUGGCCCAGAAUUGGACUGUAUGCACCUAAUGUGUACGCAAGGCAAUUGUAUAACAGUUUACGACCAUUUGAAGUGACCAAAUCACAGAUGGAUGGACACACACAUACACUACUGAUUUUAAUUAGUGGACCUGGUACACAAUUUUUUGUACAAAUCUUAAUUCACUGGACCAAAAUGUGUGCAGGAUAUUCAGGUGUGUGUGUGUAGUGUGGUGUAAACAAAAAUAAUAUUGCAUGUCCUCUCAGAAAUGUUGGAUGGUUUUGGGGGUACCAAGGUAAAGGUUUGUCCUAGCACUGUUUUAAUACAGUAAUACCCAAGCUGAUGAAAAUCCCCGAAAGAAUAUUAGAUUGUUUCAGCAUGUAAUCCUAAUCGGAAUCUUAUGAAAUAUGUUCCUAUGUUUAUUUUAUAAUGAAAGCCUUUAUUUGUGCUCUAUGCAUUCAUGGAGGCAGAACAAGUCAAACAUCUGUGUGUUACUAUUUAUUCUAGUUUUAGCUGAAUGUAAAAUAUUUUUGUUUCCAUCUGCAUUGUUUUAGCUUUACAUGGAAAGACACCUGUUAGUUUUUUACAGUUUAUAUGUGUCCAAUCUGUUAACAAUGAAAUAAAAAAAGCUUAUGUUCUGA